Messenger RNA from Metopolophium dirhodum (rose-grain aphid), 1404 nucleotides. RefSeq lists its product as uncharacterized. Gene Ontology annotation, molecular function: zinc ion binding. The record is from RefSeq and is a predicted model, not a curated record. The coding region runs from base 1 to 1392 and encodes 463 amino acids. NCBI's taxonomy places the organism in Eukaryota, Metazoa, Arthropoda, Insecta, Hemiptera, Aphididae. The transcript has 4 exons.
AUGGUUGGAAGAAAACCUUUAGUGGAUCCACUAAGGGUUAUAGACGCAGUACUCUAUUACAAAAAUGCUGUAAUUGAAGAAAACAAUUGUGGAAAAAAAAUUGUUGUAGCAUCAAACAAUGUAUGGUCAGAUAUAAGUAAUCGAUUAGGUGGAUCUAUUAGCAAAAGUGCUCUUUAUAUAUUUGUUCAACAAGGACGCCAUGGUAUCCAUGAAAAGCUUGGAAUUGGUGUAGUAGACAAGAGACUUGACUCUGAAAAUAAUGUCCAAAGUGUUGAGCCUAUCGUUGAAUUUGAUGAAUCUAGUGAUAGCAGUGGUGACAAUGUAGAAAAUUUACCAUCUAAACAUUUUACUAUUACAUUGUCUGUUGAUGAAUGGAAGCAAAUAGAACCUAAUGAAGUUCUAUACAAAAAUAAAAAUAGUUUUCGUUCUUAUUUAGUACUACCGAAAGGAUCGUGGACCAAUAUUUUAGCUGAACAUAUAUGGAUGCAUACAAAUUUACCUUGCUGUAUUGCUUUUAGAAGAGCUAAAGUUACAGAUGAAGGAAACCAUUUUAUUGUAAUAGAUGGAAGAUGUUCAAUAUGCUAUUCUUAUUUUAAAGGAGUUAUAUUUGAAAGACCAUCAGAAAAUUCUAGUAUCGAUAACACAUCUUAUAAAGUGUCAUCCCAUUCUAAUAAUGAUAUAUAUUAUACAGUUAAAGUUUAUGAUGGAUUUGAACACUGUGAAUGUGCGUUUGGUCAAGGAGGUAAAUUUUGUAAACAUAUUUGUGCCAUACAGUUGAAUGGAUUUAACAUCGAAAAUAUUGUAAAUUUAUCAACGAAACAUAGAAUUGAAUUAGGUAACCUUGCUAUUGGUAAAGAUUUCGAUCAUACAUUUAUGGAACCAAUGGACCUCGCAAAUGAUAUCGUUUCUACUAAUAAUUCCAAGCGGGAAAAAACUUCUGAAGAAAACAUGUCAACUUUUUUCAAUUCUAUGUUACCAACUGAUGAAAGUAUAACUGAACAUGAAACGCAAAAUAAUGACUAUGGACAACAUUUAAAUUUAGGAAUCAAUGUAUUACAAAAUAACAUCGACCGAAUAAAAAACAUUGCUCAAAGUAACCCUAAUAGUUUGAUGCUCAAAAAGAUAAAACAGUUUAACAAACAAUUGGAAAAAAUAACAUCAUUAUCUGAUUUGGUUGAUUUUAAUUUCAAUAAACUUCGUCGUGCAAAUCUUAUCGAAACACAGCCAACUUCCAGAUCCAGGCGCAAACGACUAAUAACUUCUGGUGCUAAACGCAUCCAAGCAGGACGACCGUCUUCAAAAGAACAAAACUUCAAGCAAAGAAAAAAACAGAAGGUUCGAAGUCUAGGUAAAAAUUUACUAAACAAUUUGCCACAUGCAAAAUCUCAUUAAUAAUAUUUUUAA